This is a messenger RNA of Myxocyprinus asiaticus (Chinese sucker), 3494 nucleotides long. It is a transcript of the gene abcg8, whose product is annotated as ATP-binding cassette, sub-family G (WHITE), member 8. The coding region runs from base 89 to 2122 and encodes 677 amino acids. Gene Ontology annotation, molecular function: ABC-type transporter activity; ATP hydrolysis activity; ATP binding. Lineage: Eukaryota; Metazoa; Chordata; Actinopteri; Cypriniformes; Catostomidae. The record is from RefSeq and is a predicted model, not a curated record. Gene Ontology annotation, cellular component: plasma membrane. The transcript is spliced from 13 exons. Gene Ontology annotation, biological process: cholesterol homeostasis.
AGCAGGCACUUCUCUAAACAAGAGACCGGACCAGAGGGGCAUAGACCCCUGUUUUUCCCGCUUCCACUGGACAGACUUUUCAGCUACUAUGUCAGAACAGAGUGUUUUCCAUUCAGAAGAAAACCUCAGCUCCACAGCCAUCCAACAGGGCAGGGGUCGAAACAUCAAGCUUUUCUCAUCCUCAGAGGAGGACAGCAGUCUGUAUUUCACUUACAGUGGAGGUCGCAAUGAACUGGAAGUCCGCAAUCUCAACUUUGAGGUGGACACAGCGGCGCAGAUACCCUGGUAUGAGAGGCUGUCAGAGUUUAAGAUGCCCUGGGAGAUGCACAGCAACAAGCAAACUGCCAUAAAGGAUCUAAACCUACGUGUGCACAGUGGCCAGAUGCUUGCCGUAAUUGGCAGCUCAGGCUGUGGGAAGACUUCCUUACUGGACAUCAUAACUUGUCGAGAUGAGGGAGGCUCCAUGAAAUCGGGAGAGAUUCUGAUCAAUGGGAAACCUUCCACACGAUCCCUGGUGAAGAAAAGCAUUGCUCAUGUGCGUCAGGAUGACCGUUUAUUACCUCAUCUCACAGUAAGAGAGACGCUGGCUUUUGUGGCAAAACUUCGGCUGCCUGCACAUUUCUCCCAGGACCAGAGAGAUCAAAGGGUGGAUGAUGUCAUCGCAGAGCUGCGUCUGAGGCAGUGUGCCCACACACGGGUGGGGAAUGAUUAUGUGAGGGGGGUGUCAGGUGGAGAGAGGAGAAGGGUUAGCAUUGCUGUGCAGCUACUCUGGAAUCCUGGUAUUCUUAUCCUUGAUGAACCGACUUCAGGUCUAGACAGCUUCACGGCCCAUAAUUUAGUAAUUACAUUGUCCCGUCUGGCUCGAGGGAACCGUCUGGUCUUGCUUUCCGUCCAUCAACCCCGCUCAGAUAUCUUCCAGCUCUUUGACUUGGUGGUACUCUUGUCUUCUGGUUCAGCUGUGUACUGUGGUCAGGCCAAAGACAUGGUACCUUACUUCACUGCUCUUGGGUACCCUUGUCCACGCUACUGCAACCCCUCUGACUACUAUGUGGACUUGAUAAGCAUCGAUCGGCGCAGUCCUGAAAUCGAAGCAGAGUGUUUGGAGAGAACUAGGAUUUUAGCAGCACGAUUUGUAGAAAAGGUGAAAAACACUGAGGAUUUCAUGUGGAAAUCAGAAGAUUGUGGUCCUCUGGCCCUGGACAGCCCUCAAAGCAGUACUCCCCCCAUCUCAAACAAGGAAUCAGUGAUCACAGUGUCCCAACAGAAGAACCGAUUUCCGGGUAAACUGCACCAAUUCACUACCCUGAUUAGACGGCAGGUAUUUAAUGACUACCGGGACUUGGUGACACUAGUAGUUCAUGGUUUGGAGGCGUUGCUGAUGUCACUGCUUAUAGGUUUCCUUUACUACGGGGCUGGAGGAGAGGGUCUUUCUAUCCAAGAUACAGUGGCUCUGCUCUACAUGAUAGGAGCUCUGACACCUUUUGCUGUGGUGCUGGACGUCAUAGCAAAGUGCCAUUCAGAGAGAGCUAUGCUGUAUCAUGAACUGGAAGAUGGCAUGUACUCAGUCACCCCAUACUUUUUUGCCAAGGUCCUCGGCGAGCUGCCAGAGCACUGUGCCUUUACACUGGUAUACGGUGUGCCCAUCUACUGGUUGGCUGGCCUCAACAAUGCUCCCGAUCGUUUUCUUCUCAACUUCCUGUUGGUGUGGCUGAUGGUGUAUUGUAGUCGCUGCAUGGCACUAUUUGUGGCGGCAGUGCUGCCAACACUACAGACCUCUGCUUUCAUGGGCAACGCUCUCUUCACAGUCUUCUACCUGACUGCAGGCUUUGUCAUUAGUCUGGAAAAUAUGUGGUUGGUGGCGUCUUGGUUUUCUCACAUUUCAUUCAUGCGCUGGGGUUUUGAGGGAAUGCUGCAGGUUCAGUUCCGUGGGACCAAACUCCCUAUCACUAUUGGAAACCUGACGAUAGAAUUAGAUGGCAUUAAAGUUGUGGAGAUGAUGAAAAUGAACCAGUAUCCCCUUUAUUCCUGCUACCUGGUGCUUAUUGCUGUCGCUGUGGUUUUCAUACUGCUCUAUUUUGUGUCACUCAAAUUCAUUAAACAGAAGUCCAGUCAGGAUUGGUGAAGAGCAAAGAUCACACCUAACUAUUGAGGUUCAUUGAACUACCACUGCCUGCCACUGGAUGGCAGCAAUGUACUGUUUCUGUACUCUCUGAAGUUCUCUGCCGUCAUUUAAUUUAAUUAUUAGCUUUUUGGCAAACUAUUAAAGCUCAUGUUUGAUAUAUACCCUUCAACAACUUUUGCAUGUCACAAUUAAGAUUUCAUUCAUGUAGUCUUGUUUUCUUUUGUACAUAAUAUUUUUGUAUGUUUAAUAUUACUAAACUUAACGUAUAGUACAGGAGUUUUGAAAACUGGUAUUGGCUUAAAGUCGCAUUGGGUAAAUGCCUGUUUUUCCAAAACAGUGCUACAAUCCACUUUUUUCCUGAACGCGGAAGUAUUUGAUAGGAUUCCUUUCAGUUUCCAGUCUUUUCACUCAUGUCGGCGUAUUUUCUUAGCAGGUAAUGUGAUGUUUAAGGUAUUACAUUUGUAAAAAAUGGUCAAAAACAUGUGGUUCUACAGUGCCUCACCUAAGAGUGUGGAUGACAUAAAGCGAUGGUCGUCAGUUAGUUAUGUUGAUAUCAUUAACUGCUUUGAAUUAUUAUUAUGACAGCCAACAACAGCACAAGCUGAGCCUGAAAUUCAUUUUACUCCAGAAAGUUGCCAGCGCACUGCAAGUUUUUUCUCCCCCUGAAACCCUCCUCCUCCACAGCACCACUUGUCUCGAUCUGCUAUAUGAGGAUUGUAUGGAGGCCUAUGUCUACUUGUGCAGCAGCAUGUCUUACGUACUUUCAGAUAAAAGAUUAAAAUGGAAACAGGAAAAUUCAUGUUGUGAAUAAAUGUAGUUUCUGUUACAGCUAUUUAGGCAUGUUUAGAAGUUCAUGGCAAAUUCACUUGAAACAUUCCAAACUGUUUUAAAAUGGUCUUUUAUAUUUCAUUUUAAAACUUCAUGAUGCUAAUGAGCUAGCAAAGAGCUCUUGAAAAGUAGUGUAAUUCCCCAUAGACCGCAUUUGGCAUGCACAAAUCCACUGGCCUUCUCCACCUCUUUGAGUCUCCUGGGCACCCUGACAGUGCAGGAAACUCCCUUUGAGACAGUCAACAACAAGAUCACGAGCUCUUCAACAAUGAUUUACCAAAAAAAAAAAAAAAAAAAAAAAAAAAGACAACAUGCAAAAAGCCUACAUGAAUGCCAUAUAAAAUUAUAGUUACAAUAAACAGUUACAGUAAUUAAGGCCAGUGUUAUUAGAAGAAUGUCACAGAAAAAAUAUAUUUAAAUGAAGGUGAAUGCAUCUGGGAUUUUGACAUCUGGACAACACAGAGAGCUGAGUGACCUUGACUAAGUUUACUUAGUAGCUAAUAUUUAAUGUCUACAUGUUUUGGAAAUAAAUUGACAGUUUGAA